CUCUGACGUACAUAAAGAGCUUCCGCCGGAAGUAGUUACGUUUUUAGCAAAGCAGAGUUUCCGGUCGGGUUUCGGCGCCGGUGUUUGUCGGCUGGACUAACCAGAAUGGUGGAGAAGAAACCUUCGGUGCGGUCCCAAGACCCCGGGCAGCGGCGUGUGCUGGACCGGGCAGCCCGGCAGCGCCGAAUCAACAGGCAGCUGGAGGCCCUGGAGAACGACAACUUCCAGGACGACCCCCAUGCUGGCCUUCCUCAGUUAGGCAAGAGGCUGCCACAGUUCGACGAUGACGCCGACACUGGAAAGAAGAAGAAGAAAACUAGAGGUGAUCAUUUUAAACUUCGUUUUCGUAAGAACUUCCAAGCCCUUUUGGAAGAGCAGAAUUUAAGUGUGACUGAGGGCCCUAACUAUCUCACAGCCUGUGCAGGCCCCCCAAACCGACCCCAGCGCCCCUUCUGUGCAGUGUGUGGCUUCCCCUCUCCUUAUACUUGUGUCAGCUGCGGAGCUAGAUACUGUACUGUUCGAUGCCUUGGCACACACCAAGAGACACGGUAAGUACAACCUUGGGGAAGUCAGUCCUCUCUAGGCUUCAGUUUCCUCAUCUGGAAAAAAAAGGAGUCAGAUCAGAUGAUCUCUCAAAUUCUCCUGUGAUCCCUGAAGAACCUGGAAAUUGUUUGGAACAUUUGUACAUAAAAUUUUUGAUUGGAACAGAAAUGGUGACUGCCUAUUAUUUGCUGACCAAGAAUUUCCAAAAUUCACACAGGUAAGGGAACAGGAUGUUGGUAGCAUUGGGUGUGGAAAUUAGAUUAGGCGUAAAAUAGAUUCCAAUUUACUGAUAAGGACCCCUGAUCAAGGACUACCUCAGUGAAAAAAACCAGUAAUAAUCUCAAAUUCAACAAACAUUAUGAGGGGAAGGUAUAAGAGAGGAAUCAAAUCCAAUUUGUGCAAGGCAGAAAUCGGAUGCAGAGAGACAGCGGGGGAGGUGCAAGAAGAAAAAACUCAAGAUUCCAGGCAGAGAAUCUGAAGCUUGGGAACUCCAACUGAUUUCCUAACAUCUCCCAGCUAGGAGCCAGGGAAGAAGCAGCUCUCUCUGGCUAGGAAGGAGCUUGGGUCUCUCUGGAGAUCGUUGUUUCCCCGUGAACCCCUGAAUAUCUCUCAAUCAGCUCUCAACAACAGCUCAGUCAUCAAUGAAUAUUUUGCACCCCCCCCCCUUGGAAAGGACCCCUUUUUCAAGGAUCUCUAUUUUUCAUCUCUCUCACUAACUUGUUCCUAAACUCCAGUAUUCAAACUAGUUAGCUCAGGAGUAGGGACCAAAUCAGGAGCUGGCUGGAAGAGGGGUCCAGGCUGAGAGCCUGAACCCUGAGAUCUUGGGAGGGGCUCAGUCUGCCAGAGGGGGCAAGUCCAUAGGGCUUCCUGCUCACCCACUUCCCUUACCUGACCCCAUACCUCUCCUUUCCUUGUAAGAACCCAAAUAAAGUGUCUAUUACUUAGAAUUAGCUCUGGCAAGUUUCUGAUAUUGGGAAAGGGGCUGAAGAUUUGGGGAGAACCAUACCUCUCCCCAGAGAGGAGGGUUAGCUCAGGAUUCCAAGGAUCCAAACAACUAGAUCCAAGGAGCAGUCCUCUCUCCUGGGCUGAGGAGUAAGGUGUGGGGGGGUGGCAGUUGAUAUAUUGUGAACUUCAGAUUACCCUACUUAAUCUGACAAAAACAAGAGUGUCUACACCCAUACUUAAGGAUUAAGUAUUUAGGAGGAUGGCCUAUGUGCUAGCAAAUGACAAAUCAGAAACAACUGACAGACCCCUGGGCUGCCCUAAGUCAAGCUUAAGCUGCCAUUGGUACAUGUAAGACGCAGGAAAAUGAUGUAAAAACCGUCUAUAUGUUUUGCAUCACUUCCUUUCUCUGGUCUCUGGCGGCAGAGAGGUGACUGGAGGAGUGUGCCAAGCGUUUCGGCAUCUUGGGUGGUGGCUGCUAUUGUCUGGGUUUAGCAGUGAGUUUUCCUUGAUACCAUACUGGAGGAAGCUGAGUAGCCUAGUUCAGUGAGGCAUCUUUACUGAGCCCUCUUGGAGUUUAGGCUGAUUCUUUCUCCUUUACCUUCCAAACACUCUCCUCCUAGAAAGCCACUAAUCUUCAGAGGCAUUGUGGCAGAGAACUUUGAACUACCCCUGGCACAGGCCAGGCGGGAGAAAUCCUACACCUUUUCACUCUCCCUUCUCCUUAAUUCCUUCCCUCUAUAUUAAUUAAACCACCAUAAAUUUGCAAACUGACUUGGGUAUUUUCUUUGGGAUAUUCCCUGGUGACCAAAAUUAAUUUAGAUUAGGUCAUAACCCUAAAAUUAUCCUUACAAUACCUGAGGGACCUAGAGGCAGAAGAGUCCAUCCUAACUCUCAAUAGUCACUGAGACCCAAAAGGGAGGCAGUGUGUUAUUUUACCAAAGCUCUUCCUUUAGUUCUUAACCUCCACCUCCCAGAAGCAUUCUCUGAGGAGACAUACUCUUUCCCUCAGGAAGACAAAACUGGGUUACCUUCCUUCAAAGGGGAGAGAGAGGAAGGUCAAUCUUCUCCCUCCAUUCUUUCAACUCUGGUCUCUCCCUCCAUUUCCUCUGUGUGUAUGUUCCCUUUCUGGCCAUAUAUUACAAAGGGAAUGCUUGGAGAAUCCUAGAUCUCCUGAAAAUAUCCCAGAACGACUUAAAAAUUCAUUCUAAAAAAGAAAUAACCAUCUACAGACUACUUUGGUUAGUCCAGGAAAUCAUAGAGAGACCCCCAGAGUCCAAAGAUCCCAAGAUAGUCAAGCUGAGGUAGGCAACCAGGGGAGCAGCUAAGUGGUUUUGCUGAGUUCUAGCAGCCUGAAGCAUCUUGAAACUGGCUCAGCAGUAAUGGCCUGAAUCUAACCACAGGAGAAAUGCUCUCCAUAAAAUCCAUCUUUAAUAGUCUCAGAAGCCUGUAGUGGGUGAAGCGAGAGGGACCUAAUGGAGGAAAAGCCUUAUGACAAAGGAAGAGCUCCCAGGCAGAGCCCAGCACCAGAGCAACUCCAUUGAUCCUUGAAGAAAGGGCCCAGUAUGGCCUCCUAUAGCAAGUUCAGAAGACCCUGCCCAUGCCAAUCAUUUGUAGAGACUGACCCAAGUAUAGCUCUGAAAUCUAGUUAUUGACAUGGAUGAGAUAAGCAAACUAAGAAAAACUCCAAAUAUCAUGAGGAAAUACUUCAGUUUAAGAGACACCCAGGGGAAUCAACUAAGGAAGAUAGUGAGAUCACAAUUCCAAGUAAAAAAUGUGUCCUGGACAUAGAAACUGUAGAAAUACCUGGAAAAAACGAAACAGGCCACAGAUUAUUCAGUGGAAAACUUCACCUAAGAUCAAAAUGCCUUAAAAAUUAGAAUAGGUCAAACAUAAAACGAUGACUUAGUAAGACAAGAUAUAUUAAAACAAGACCAAAAAAUUCAGGGGAAAACAAAUAUAAGAAAUACAUCAAAAACAACUGACCUGGAAGAUAGUUAAGGGAGGGAUAACCCAAGAAUUAUUAGGCUAUCUGGAAAUGAUUAUUUUUCUUACAUCUGAUUUUCUUAUUUCAAGAAAUUCUAAAACUGCACAAAUCUCUUUUGAAGCAAAAUAAAGUAGUCUCUUAUUGAAAGAGAAUGAAUGAAAAGAAAAUGGAAAAACCUCAGGAAUCAUUGCCUAAAUCCAGAACAUCCAGGUCAAAGAAGAAAUACUGCAAGAAGCCAAAAAAGAAAUCAAGUGCCAAGGGGCCACAAUCAGGAUCACAAGAAACUUAAGUCAGCCCUCAUGUAGGAGAGGAGAGGUUGGAAUGUAAUACUGUUAAAAUCAAGAAAUAAAGACUUACAAUCAGGGAUCACUUAAAUAGAAAACAUAAAUAUAGCAGUGCAUAUAAUGAGACAGGAUUUUCAAGCAUUUCUGAAGAAAAGGCCAGGACUGAGUAAACAUUUGGAAAUGGAAACACAGGAACCAAGAGAACUGUAGAAAGGUUUACAUAUUUAAUUGAAAGGAGAUGAAUUGUUUACAUGUUAAGGAUUAAAAAAAUGUCUCCUCAAAACGCUAAUGUCCAUAUAGGAUCAUAAAGAUAAAAGGGGAGAGUUUGUGUUUUGUCUUAGGAGAGGACAAAAGUGUGAGGGGCAGAUAAUUGUACUGGGAAAGAGGAGAAAGGAGGAAAAUCACACGAUUGGUGCAUAAGAUAUGGUUAUGGGGGGAAACAGGCAUCCCAAGAACCUAAAUUUCUUCUGUACCAGAUAAAGGAAGAUUGAACACCCCUCCCCAACCCCCACCUCAUAAACACACCUACACACAGAUUUUGAUAUAAGAAUACAUCAAAUGUAACAGGAAAAUGAGGAGGCAGGGACAAGGGAGAGGUAGAAAGGAAUCUAAUAGGGAAGGCAGGAUGGGCAUAUUGGGAAGAAUGAAGUAAGGAUUAAAAGGAAAAGUGAAAAACCUGGAAUAUGGCCAGGGUAGAGUAAAGAGACAAGAAAUGCACCUGAGAGAAAAUAGACUGUUUCACUUAGAUACUUUACAAGUAUCAGUCAAACUUCCUCUUUACUAUCACUUUUGUGAAAAAGGAUGGGAACAAUGAAUAAAGCAAGAACACAGAUAGGAUGGAAGGAAAUAAUUGAAACUGUGAAUGUGAAUGAGUUCACCCAUAAAACAUGAUAGAAAAAUGGAUUGGAAAACAGUUUAACAAUGUUGAAGCACAAAGAUUCAUAGAGUUAAAAAAAGAUUUGGAAAUUUUCAGCUGAAUUAAAAAAGUAAUGAUGAUUUCAGAUAAUGCUACAAUAUACAUAAAGGGUUUCUUUCUGGUGGAGAAUGUCCAAACAAAAUGCUUUUGAAUAUAAUAAAAUAUUAGGUUGCCAAAAGAAAUGACAAAGUAGUUUCAAAGGAAACAGACGAUAUCUGUGAACUAAUGCAGAAGCAAAGAGUACAGAACCAGAAUAGUUUAAAUAACUGACUGAUUUAGGGGGCAGCUGGGUAGCUCAGUGGAUUGAGAGCCAGGCUUAGAGAACCUAAAUCCUAGGUUUAAAUCUGACCUCAGCCACUUCCCAGCUGUGUGACCCUGGGCAAGUCACUUAACCCCCAUUGCCUAGCCCUUACCACUCUUCUGCCUUGGAACCAAUACACAGUAUUCACUCCAAGACAGACGGUAAGGGUUUAAAAAAAACAAUUGACUAAUUUAUAAAGACAACACUGAAAGAAUUUAGAACUUGGAUCAGUAGAAUGGCAAGCAGCUAUUCUAGAGAAUUAUAGGAGAACCAAACAUACAAAAUUUACAACAUUAAACAAAAUUUAAGUCAAGAUAAUUGACUUAAAAUUAAGAAUAAGAUAUAUAUUUUUGGGCUUGGCCAAUGUGGGAAUUCAUUUUAUUUGAGAAUGCAUAUCAGUUAAGGUAGCACAGUGGCUAGUGUUGGGCCAAAGGUUCAUCUUCCCGGAGUUCAAAUCUGAGGCACUUCCUAGCUGUGUGACCUUGGGCCAGUCAUUUAGCCCUGUUUGCCUUUCCUUAUCUGUAAAAUAACAUGGAGAAGGAAAUGGCACACCACUGUACUACUAUCUUUGCCAAGAAAACUCCAAAUGGGGUCAUGAAGAGUCUGAUAUGACUGAAAACAACUGGAUAACAAAAAAAUUAUAAAA
This is a messenger RNA of Monodelphis domestica (gray short-tailed opossum), 5619 nucleotides long. It is a transcript of the gene ZNHIT1, whose product is annotated as zinc finger HIT-type containing 1. NCBI's taxonomy places the organism in Eukaryota, Metazoa, Chordata, Mammalia, Didelphimorphia, Didelphidae. Gene Ontology annotation, biological process: chromatin remodeling. The record is from RefSeq and is a predicted model, not a curated record.